Messenger RNA from Grus americana (Whooping crane), 4769 nucleotides. It is a transcript of the gene HSP90AB1, whose product is annotated as heat shock protein 90 alpha family class B member 1. Gene Ontology annotation, cellular component: perinuclear region of cytoplasm; cytosol; protein-containing complex. Bases 592 to 3801 code for a protein of 1069 amino acids. The transcript is spliced from 22 exons. The record is from RefSeq and is a predicted model, not a curated record. Gene Ontology annotation, biological process: protein folding; protein stabilization; nucleoside transmembrane transport. Gene Ontology annotation, molecular function: ATP-dependent protein folding chaperone; ATP hydrolysis activity; ATP binding. Lineage: Eukaryota; Metazoa; Chordata; Aves; Gruiformes; Gruidae.
GCUGACCCGUGCGCCCUUUGGCAGGCACUGGCUCUUUGUGGAAAAAAUUAGGAGGCACUUAGGGAAGUGAGACAGAAAACAAACAGAGCAGGCAGGAGGCUGCAGCUGGGCAGCCGGGCAGCGCCCACCGAGGAGGUCGGGCUCCUGACGCAGGGACGUGGGCGCUCUCUGGACGGAAGCAGGAGGUGGUUGAGAAAGCAGGGUGGUAGAGCAGCACGUAGCGUCCUGCCCUGGUACCCCCUGAUCCCCCUCCGACUCCUCUCUACGAGCCCCGGCUCCUGCCGCCUCCUCCACAGCACCCUUCCCUUCCUUCCUUCCCUGGGCGCCUGGGCAGCGGGACUGGGCCGUGUGCCAGCUGUGGUACCCGACACCUCUUCUCCUCCUCCACGGAUACCGCUAGACCCACAUGGUCCAGCCCCCGUGACUUGAGCCGGGACCUGAUGUUCACCCCCAAGAGCAGGGGGGUGCGAAAGGAGGGGGACACGCCACCUUCAAAUACGCCAAACACGGGGCUCGUCCUAGCUCUGUCCUCCCCAGACGGAGAGCAGCCACGUGACUUGGUGGGACCUGCACUGAACCUUGCCACACAAGAUGACAGCAAGAGAUGGGCCCCAAGAUAGGUACAAGGGUGUCUGGCUGAUCUUCUUCAUCCUCGGCCUGGGAACGCUGCUGCCAUGGAAUUUCUUCAUGACUGCCAGGGAGUAUUUCAUCAGCCGCCUUGCGGACCCUGAGGAGACAAGCCACUUCCUGAACGAGACUGGUGGGGCUGCCUUGCCCCCCUCCUACCUGCAGUCCAUGUUUGACAACUUCAUGACUCUCUGCGCCAUGGUGCCCCUCCUCAUCUUCACCUGCCUCAACUCCUUCAUCCACCAGCGGAUUCCCCAGCAGGUCCGCAUCUCAGGCAGCCUGGUGGCCAUCGGGCUGGUGUUUUUAGUCACUGCGAUCAUGGUGAAGGUUGCCAUGGAGCCUCUUCCCUUCUUCAUCUUUACCAUGAUCAGCAUCGUCUUCAUCAACUCCUUCGGCGCCAUCCUCCAGAGCAGCCUCUUUGGGCUGGCAGGGCUCCUGCCUGCCAGCUACACAGCUCCCAUCAUGAGUGGGCAGGGCUUGGCGGGCACCUUUGCCGCUUUGGCGAUGAUUUUCAGUAUUGCAGUUGGUGCCCAGCAACCUGAGAGCUACAUUGGUUACUUCGCCACGGCCUGUGUGGUGAUCUUGCUGGCAAUCUUCUCCUACAUCCUUCUGCCUCGCAUGGAUUUCUUCCGAUACUACUCCAUGAAGGACAAGACAGAGUACCAUGUGUACAAUGCAGAGCUGGAGACCAAGAGAGACCUGAUUAAGAAAGAUGAGCCCAAUGGGAUGGAGCAGAAUAACUCAAAGAUCAUCCCUAUCCACAAUCCUGAUGAGAAGCCCUCGGUCGUUGCUAUUUUUAAGAAGCUCUGGGUCAUGGCUCUGUCUGUCUGCUUCGUCUUCACUGUCACCAUCGGUGUCUUUCCUUCCAUCACAGCUAAGGUGUCCACUGUCCUCGGAGAGGGAAACACAUGGGGUCUCUACUUCAUCCCUGUCUCCUGCUUCCUGCUCUUUAAUGUCUUCGACUGGACAGGACGGAGUCUCACCGCCCUCUUCACAUGGAUGCCUGAGGAAGUGCAGCACGGGGAGGAAGAUGUGGAGACUUUCGCCUUCCAGGCGGAGAUCGCCCAGCUCAUGUCGCUUAUCAUCAACACCUUCUACUCCAACAAGGAGAUCUUCCUGCGGGAGCUCAUCUCCAACGCUUCCGACGCUCUGGAUAAGAUCCGUUAUGAGAGCCUGACUGAUCCUUCCAAGCUAGACAGCGGUAAGGACCUCAAGAUCGACAUAAUCCCCAGCCCCCAGGACCGCACGCUCACUGUGGUGGACACUGGCAUUGGGAUGACAAAAGCGGAUCUCAUCAACAACCUAGGCACUAUUGCCAAAUCUGGUACCAAAGCCUUCAUGGAAGCCCUGCAGGCUGGCGCAGACAUCUCCAUGAUUGGGCAGUUUGGUGUGGGUUUCUAUUCUGCCUAUCUAGUGGCCGAGAAGGUUGUGGUCAUUACCAAGCACAAUGAUGACGAGCAGUAUGCUUGGGAGUCAUCAGCUGGGGGCUCCUUCAUUGUCCGGACUGACCAUGGUGAGCCUAUUGGACGGGGCACCAAAGUCAUCCUGUAUUUGAAGGAGGACCAGACAGAGUACUUGGAGGAGCGGCGUGUCAAAGAGGUGGUGAAGAAGCACUCCCAGUUCAUUGGCUACCCUAUCACACUCUAUCUGGAGAAGGAACGUGAGAAAGAGAUCAGUGAUGAUGAGGCAGAGGAGGAGAAAGAUGAGAAGGAAGAGCCAGUGCCCAAAGAUGAGGAGAAACCCAAGAUCGAGGAUAUGGGCUCUGAUGAUGAGGAGGAGGGAGACAAAGGCAAGAAGAAAAAGACCAAGAAAAUAAAGGAGAAAUAUAUUGACCAGGAGGAGCUGAACAAGACUAAACCUAUUUGGACCCGCAACCCUGAUGACAUCACCCAGGAGGAGUAUGGCGAGUUCUACAAAAGCCUCACCAAUGACUGGGAGGACCACCUGGCUGUCAAGCACUUUUCUGUGGAAGGGCAGCUGGAAUUCAGGGCCCUGCUCUUCAUCCCACGCCGUGCCCCUUUUGACCUCUUUGAGAACAAGAAGAAGAAGAAUAACAUUAAGCUGUAUGUGAGGCGUGUCUUCAUCAUGGACAGCUGUGAUGAGCUCAUCCCUGAGUAUCUAAACUUCAUCCGGGGUGUUGUGGACUCGGAGGACCUACCUCUGAACAUCUCUCGUGAGAUGCUCCAGCAGAGCAAGAUCCUCAAGGUGAUCCGCAAAAACAUUGUGAAGAAAUGUUUGGAGCUCUUCUCCGAACUGGCAGAGGACAAAGAGAACUACAAGAAAUUUUACGAGGCCUUUUCCAAGAAUCUGAAGCUGGGCAUCCAUGAGGACUCGACCAACCGAAAGCGCCUUUCAGAGCUGCUGCGUUACCACACAUCCCAGUCAGGCGAUGAGGUGACUUCGCUUUCAGAGUAUGUGUCCCGUAUGAAGGAGACCCAGAAGAGUAUCUACUACAUCACAGGGGAGAGUAAGGAGCAGGUUGCCAACUCAGCCUUUGUGGAGCGUGUGCGGAAGCGUGGCUUUGAGGUGGUGUACAUGACGGAGCCCAUUGACGAGUACUGCGUGCAGCAGCUCAAGGAGUUUGAUGGCAAGACUCUGGUAUCAGUUACCAAGGAGGGGCUGGAGCUGCCUGAGGAUGAGGAGGAGAAAAAGAAGAUGGAGGAGAGCAAGGCCAAGUUUGAGACUCUUUGCAAACUCAUGAAGGAAAUCCUGGACAAGAAGGUGGAGAAGGUAACUAUCUCAAACCGGUUGGUUUCAUCUCCUUGCUGCAUCGUUACCAGCACCUAUGGUUGGACAGCCAACAUGGAGCGCAUCAUGAAGGCUCAGGCGCUGCGGGACAACUCUACCAUGGGCUAUAUGAUGGCCAAGAAGCACCUGGAGAUCAACCCUGACCACCCAAUCGUGGAAACCCUCCGCCAGAAGGCUGAUGCUGACAAGAAUGACAAAGCUGUCAAAGACCUGGUGGUGCUACUUUUUGAAACUGCUCUGCUGUCCUCUGGUUUCUCCCUGGAAGAUCCCCAGACCCACUCCAACCGCAUCUACAGGAUGAUCAAACUGGGGCUUGGCAUUGAUGAAGAUGAGGUGACUGCAGAGGAGCCCAGUGCAGCUGUCCCUGAUGAAAUCCCCCCUCUGGAGGGAGAUGAAGAUGCAUCCCACAUGGAAGAGGUAGACUAAAGUAGGAGGAAGCCUCUUCCCUCACCUGUGAGGCUUCUGCUCCACCUCAUGUCUGCUUAGGAUGGGGUUUGCUCCCACCAGCUGCUACUGACUCCUUGGUGGUGUCUCUUUUUUGGAUUGAGUUGGGUUUUUUUUUUUUUUUAGCAGGGGCAGGAGGGCAUGAUUCCUUGUUUGUCAGUAGUGAUUCAGGCAGCCCAAGGCCUGUCUCUUCUGUGUCUUUCUGCUUGUGUAGGAACAGCUGUUGGGGAGUGGAGGUGAGGAGGCAUCAGGUUUCCCCUCUCUCUCCUGCCAUGGGGUCUCCUGUGUUCCCAGUAGGCAUCAAACACUGCCCUUGCUCUGAGCUGCUGCCUCGCCAAACCCCCAGGGUAGGAUAUUGUAUUUCAGUUGGCUUGGUUAUUUUUUGUUUGAUUAUUUUUCUGUUGUUCUACUGGAAUUAAAGUAUCAAAGAAUGUGGUUUACACAGUGGGGUCCCUUCUGUUUCAUGUCUACCAUACAGAGGAAAGAGUCUCAGCCUGUGUCUGAGGGUACCAGGCCACUGGUCUCUCCCCUGCCCUGACUGGUUUUCAGAGCCCUGCUUUAGCUGAUCUCUACCCCUUCCCUGCCCAGCCACCAUGGGGUGGGUUGGAGAAACACACGGCCUGCUGUGCAGGUGGGGUCAUCUCCAGCAGGCAGUAGUUGUCCACCCAGAGCACGGUAUGCCCUGCAGCCUGGGAAUAAACCUUUCCAAUCUGCUCAUAUCAGCUGGGCAAGUGGUGCCAGGACCCGAGUCUGCACUGCUGCUGGCUGGUCUGAUCUGAGCAUCCCUGGGGGAGGGAGCUGUGGCAGGAGCCAUCUGCCCGUUCCUGUGCAGAGGAGGGAGUGGAAUGACAGCUCAGGACUGUACUCAAGCUGUUUCUCUUCAGUUCUUAGGCCAAACAGCUCUUGCUCUGUGCUUUAGACUUCAGCCUGUCUUUUUUGGGCUUCUGCAG